This is a messenger RNA of Penicillium mononematosum, 246 nucleotides long. RefSeq lists its product as uncharacterized. The record is from RefSeq and is a predicted model, not a curated record. NCBI's taxonomy places the organism in Eukaryota, Fungi, Ascomycota, Eurotiomycetes, Eurotiales, Aspergillaceae. The coding region runs from base 1 to 246 and encodes 81 amino acids. The transcript is spliced from 2 exons.
AUGCCGUGGAAAUACAUUAGAAGCAAGCCCAUCAUUUUCUCCGGUGCUUCGCCUAGUACGCAUGUCAUCCACCUUCGAAACGGAACGGAAGCGAUAUUCCUACGUGCGACACACGGGCACCAGCGCCCGGCUCGUGCGUAUGACGAGCGGCCACGCCGAAAGCUGCGCUGCAACGUACAGCUAUCACAAUGCGGGGUUUGUAAAGAGAUAGGGACUGUGUGUGAGGUGGCACAGCCUGAGGCUUGA